GGUCACUGAAGUGCAGUGGUACAAUCAUAGCUCCCUCAAUCUCCUGAGUAGCUAGGACUAACAGCAACAUGACACCCCACUCAGGUAAUUUUUUGAUUUUUCAUAAAGACAGAGACUCGCUCUCUUCCACGGCACUGCCUAUGGAGAUAGCAGCGAUCUCCUCCUUGGCAUCAUGGCCGCCCUUAGAGCCCUUGUGAAACCCAAGACCGUCAAAAAGAGAACCAAGAAGUUCAUUCCGCACCAGUCAGACCGAUAUGUCAAAAUUAAGCAUAACUGGCGGAAACCUAGAGGUAUUGACAACAGGGUUCGUAGAAGGUUCAAGGGCCAGAUCUUAAUGACUAACAUUGGUUAUGGGAGCAAUAAGAAAACAAAGUACAUGCUGCCCAGUAGCUUCCGGAAGUUCCUGGUCCACAACUUCAAGGAGCUGGAAGUGCUGCUGGUGUGUAACAAAUCUUACUGCACUGAGAUCGCUCACAAUGUUUCCUCCAAGAACCGCAAAGCCAUCGUGGAAAGAGCUGCCCAGCUGGCCAUCAAAGUCACCAACUCCAAUGCCAGGCUGUGCAGCGAAGAAACUGAGUAGACAGCUUAUGUGCAUGUUUUGUGUUUAAAUAAAA
Callithrix jacchus (white-tufted-ear marmoset) is the source of this 614-nucleotide messenger RNA. Lineage: Eukaryota; Metazoa; Chordata; Mammalia; Primates; Cebidae. The record is from RefSeq and is a predicted model, not a curated record.